Pollicipes pollicipes is the source of this 1299-nucleotide messenger RNA. Its product is annotated as TBC1 domain family member 19-like. The coding region runs from base 1 to 1299 and encodes 432 amino acids. The record is from RefSeq and is a predicted model, not a curated record. NCBI's taxonomy places the organism in Eukaryota, Metazoa, Arthropoda, Thecostraca, Pollicipedomorpha, Pollicipedidae. The transcript is spliced from 11 exons.
AUGACUGCGAUCCCCAACCGCGCCUCUGCCGGCCUUGCCUCGAAGGUGGUGGCGUCACACCCAGAGCUAACCGGCGCCGGUGAUUACCGGGAACGGCUGCUGGCGCUGGUGCGCUCGUCCCACUGCGAGCGCCAGCUGCAGACUUGGUGCACCAGACGGUUGCUCAGUCACCCGGACCUCAUGUACCCGGCCGACUACCCGCCGAUCGCCCAUCCAAGAGCCAAUCGACUACAUCCGGCGCGCUCAGAGGACUUGGACAAAUUCCGUCCGGUGUACGCGCCCAAGGACUUCCUGGAGGUGCUGACCCGUGUGGAAAGCCCCAACUACAUGCCAUACUGCGGGGACUUUCUGUACGGGAUGGUGCGUCUGCCGCUGCCGAUUCCGGAUCUCGCCGACCUCCGCCAGCAGUUCGAGGAGCUGGGGAACCCACGCUUCCAGCAUCUAAGCAUGUCUGCCGAGUUGCCGGCCGCGACCCGACCCCAGGUCACCGUCAGACAGUUUCGAGAGGCCGUCGGCAAGAAAGUGCUGGACAUGGAGUACGCUCCGGUCAGCCGAGACUUCGCCAAGCUGGGCGUGCCGCAGAGUCUGCGCGGCCGCAUCUGGGGCCAGAUUCUCGGCGUCCGCAUUGAGGAAAAGCACGACCUGCUGGCCGACCGUCUGGUGGCGCGCGACGUCCAGCUCACCGCCGGGAACGACGACCAGUACUUCGUGUUCGCCGAGCAGCUGCGCGCCACACUGCUGCGCUUCCUGCGGCACACGGAGCCUCUGGCGGCGCUGGCGAGGCCGCGUCUGGAGUCCUACACCAUGGGCCGCGCACUUCGCCGUCAGAUCACCGUGGCACCGCUCUGUUUCGUGUUCAGCGACGCCGUGGAGCUGCUGUUCACCUUCGAGCGGCUCUACGUGCGCUACUUCGUGUUCCUGCACUCGCUGUCCAGCCGGCCCAACGGCAUUGUGUCGAUCAGCCUGCUCCUGGAGCGCCUGCUGCGGGAGCACGAGCCCAGGCUGUGGCUGCACUGCCGACAGUGUCGGGUUCAGCCACUGCGCCUGGUGUUCCGCUGGCUGGUGCGCGCCUUCUCCGGCUACCUGAGCGUGGACCAGCUGCUCCAGCUGUGGGACAUGCUGCUGGCCUACGACUCUCUGCAGCUGCUGGCCCUGCUGGCCGCCGCCGUGUUGGCGUACCGGCGCGCUAAUCUGCUGGCCGCCAGCAACCAGCCGACGAUGGAGGCGGUGCUGGCUGACCUGUCGUCGAUCCGGGUGGUGCCACUGCUGCGGGCCGUGCUCGGUCGCUGGACCUCCUAG